Molecule: messenger RNA, 1548 nt
Organism: Haemonchus placei
Lineage: Eukaryota; Metazoa; Nematoda; Chromadorea; Rhabditida; Trichostrongylidae
Source: the annotation of a GenBank genome assembly
UUGUUUUUUAGCCAACUUGGUGAACCACCACCUCAAGAACUGGACUACAAACAACUGGGCGAGAAACUGAAAGUCUCUCGGAGUGUUUGGGAUCGUCUCUUCAAGUAUCAGAAAGAAGGUGUGGUAUGGCUCACAGGGUUACAUGAGGAGUACGUUGGUGGUAUCCUAGCAGACGAAAUGGGUCUUGGGAAGACAGUGCAGGUAGUAUCAGUGGAUUCGAUACAAAAAGAUAAUUUUCCUCUUUUCAAAGGUCUCGGACCGUCGUUAAUUAUGUGCCCAUCAACGCUACUUCGCCAGUGGCUUCAAGAGUUUCAUACCUGGAUGCCGCGCUGUAGGGUUAGUUGCAGGGUUCAUAGUAAUGAAAUGUUAGGUGGAUCAGUGCUUAUUACUACCUACUCAACUUUCCUGAAAUAUCAAGAGCACAUAUUACCGUGUGCAUGGCAUUAUGUCAUCCUGGACGAAGGACAUAAAAUACGCAACCCAACUAUAACAAAAGCUGUCAAGAAGUUUCAUACACCGUGUCGCCUAAUCCUCAGCGGUACACCGCUUCAAAAUUCACUAACAGAGAUAUGGUCACUGAUGGAUUUUGUUUACUCUGGAAGAUUGAACACGCUAGAUACGUUCAAUGAAAGAUUUGCCAUCCCGAUUACGCAGGGCGGUUACGCAAACGCAACAAAACAACAGCUCCUCACUGCUUAUAAAUGCGCAGUUGUUCUCCGCGACACAAUUAGCCCAUUUAUACUGCGUCGCAUGAAAAACCACGUGCAGAAGACACUCGUUUUACCUGACAAAAAUGAGAAGGUACUGUUCUGUGAAAUAACUGAAGACCAGCGACACCUAUAUCGGGAGUAUUUGGCUUCUCGUGAGUGUGCAGAUAUUUUCAGAGGACGAGGUGAUGCAUUUGCGGGCUUGAUUACUCUUCGAAAGCUAUGCAAUCAUCCGGACCUUUGCAGCAAUUCAACCAAGUUUGUCCUCUUUAAAAGCCUAAUUUUGAAAUCGAGCGAAAACGGUACUUGUUUUUACUUUCAGGAUCCAAGCGUUUUCGUUUUUUUGUUGUCUACAAGAGUCGGUGGAUUGGGGAUCAAUUUGACAGCUGCGAAUAAGGUGGUGAUCUUUGAUCCUGAUUGGAAUCCUUCCACCGAUACACAAGCCAAGGAGAGAGCAUAUCGCAUUGGACAGGAGCGAGCUGUAACGAUAUACAGGCUAAUGCUAGCUGGCACCAUAGAAGAAAAAAUUUAUCAUCGUUUCAGGCAAAUUUUCAAGGAAUUUCUCGCAAACCGUAUUUUGAAGAAUCCGAAGCAACGUCAAUUCUUCAAAACUAAUGAUCUCCAUGAUUUGUUCUCGCUCUCGGAAGUUAGCGUGAGUUGUAGCAGUUAUUCUCAUCUCAAAUCGUCAACACAUCAACGGGAAGCUUCGAUGUUCAGAAAAGUUGUCCGACCGAAACUGAAACUGACGAAAUUCGAAAAGAAAACUUUUUUGAUUCUCGAGAUCGAGAUAGAUCGAAAUCUUGAUCGCUUUCUCCUUACUUUCGUUUUCAUCAGAUUGUGA